Penicillium oxalicum is the source of this 6150-nucleotide messenger RNA. RefSeq names its product protein kinase RIM15. Gene Ontology annotation, molecular function: ATP binding; protein serine/threonine kinase activity. The coding region runs from base 1 to 6150 and encodes 2049 amino acids. NCBI's taxonomy places the organism in Eukaryota, Fungi, Ascomycota, Eurotiomycetes, Eurotiales, Aspergillaceae. Gene Ontology annotation, biological process: phosphorelay signal transduction system; peptidyl-serine phosphorylation. Gene Ontology annotation, cellular component: nucleus; cytoplasm. The record is from RefSeq and is a predicted model, not a curated record. The transcript is spliced from 3 exons.
AUGGCCAAUAAUGGGAUCCCCGAUUCUCAAUUCCUGGCGCCGCCCGCCGUGACAGCCUUGCGGCAAGAGGCUCGAAAUGUCACUCCAGUCAUGAGACGGUCUUUCAGUGAAGAUAUGCGCGAGGAGAGGGAAGACUUGAAGGAGGCCGCUGAACAGACCUUGAACAUCAUCGUCGAUCUCGACCUGGAGGGCCGCAUCAAGUGGGUGAGCCCAUCAUGGAGACAGGUCAUCGGAUCGGCCCCGGAAACGGUGGAAGGACAGAUGAUUUCUGACAUGCUCGUUGGCAAUCAAAACGUGUUCCGGGACGCCGUUGAGGCUAUGAAGGUGGAUGAUUCCCGGAGUCGGUUCAUCCGAUUCACCAUGCAGAUGGGCCCCGAGUCGGUGCUCAAAUUUGCGCCCGAACCACGCCCGCGAACCGCACAGAGUGAAGCGAAGCAGGACAUCACGAUGGUUGACUCGCACGCCCAAUCCUCGCCGGCCGAAGGGUUGCAGACUCAGGAUGUCAUCACCAUGGAGGGUCAGGGUAUUAUGGUAGGGGAAGGCGUUGGGAGGGCGAGGAGUCCACCCGGUUCGUCAUUUCUGGUGAUCAUCGCUAACAACAGCGCCUCUUCUUCACAGUCCAUGUGGAUGCUCCGACCGCUCACGCAACCGCGAGAAGUGACCAUUGACCUACCACCUCAGCUUGUUGAAUCGCUGGGGGUGGGUGCCGAGGUUCUCGCGAAUUACCUGACCGAACUGGCAGAAGCUGCUGCCAACGAGCCGGACCCCUCAAAGCACCCUGCGCCGACCCCGGUUCUGUGUCGUAUCUGUGAACGUCAGAUCACCCCCUGGUGGUUUGAGAAACAUUCAGACCUUUGCUUGCAGGAACAUCGAGCAGAGAUGGAAGUCCAAAUCUCCCAGGAAAACCUCAAUGAACACCGCCACGCCAUCGUGAGAGUGCUGGACGCAUUGGAGGCUCGUCAAGGGAGACCGUUGAUCGGCAGCGACGGCAAUAUCCUGCCACUGGUUCAGCCGGAGUACAAAGGCCUGCCCAUUGGACCGUCGCCGACCAGCUCGAGCCCCUCUUCGGCACCCACAUCGGGGGUCAGCUCGGCCCCGGGGACCCCCCCACGCUCCCGCGAUCACUCAGUCUCCGGCAUGAGCACGCCGGGCCGUCCAAGAGCAUUCACCGUGCGACGUCCUCUAGCCCGAAUCGUCGAGCUGAUUCUCGAUCUGUGCGAUACUGCACUGGAGAUCAGCAUGCCGGUCAUCAAGGAGACUCCGCGCCCGGAGAAUGGAGAAGAAUUUAGGACCCUAUCACCGCAAUCUGAAUUCCGAAUCGCGCAGGUGCUGCAGUGGUCAUCCCCCAGUUCUAAUACGCUGGAGCAGGAGCAAGGUCUGGCGGCCCUGGCUGGAGACACGGAAGAGAUUGCCAAGGCCAAGGUAGAUGCUGUCGUGCGCCAUCGCCAAAUUGUCGAAUACGCCGAGCGAAUUCGAAUCGAAUACACCGUGCUGGUGGAGGAGUGCAUUACUGCGGCACUGAGCAAGGCUGAACGCAUCGCAGCCGGCCAGCUGAGCGACUCCACAUGCUCCUCGGACGACGAGAUCUUUCAGGAUGCUGCAUUUGCCAGUGAUGCGGACGGGAGUACAGUUGACGACAGGGGUGACCCAGUUUGUGCCCCGAGUCAAGAAUCCGUGCCCUCAUCCUCAUUGCCCGCAGCGCCAAUCCCCCGCAAGCCCACGACGUCGGCCCUGACGAUGUCCAUGCGCAAUUCUCCCGACCGUGUGUUGCUUGCCCAAGGCGAGCAGCGAUCUUCCUCUGCCGCCAUUUCGACGGCCUCGAACAGCCCUCUUGAGUGUCCAACGCCUCGAUCGCACAAAAGUGCCGCUGGCUUGCUGGGCUCGUCACAACCUACUCGGCGGGGAUUGUCGCUGAUCGAUGUCGAUGCGGGCGAUUCGAGCGAUAGUAGCAUGCCUUCAAUGUCUGCCUUCGCCAGCGCCAUGCGUACGGACUCGCCAUCCUCCGAGAGAAGUCUUGAGCGUAAACGCAGAAGCCUGGUGCUUCCAGGCCUGUCAAGCUCGCCUCGGCGGCAGCAGUCUCCUGCUCGCAUCUCCGGUCCCCAUUCUCCGCUGCGAAUGCCCAAGCCUCGACUUUCGCACGGCGCAGAAAGUCUCCCCUCACCUAUCGUAUCACCUUCGACGUACGCUAGUGAACUAGCACAUCAUCAUCGUCACCACCGCCGUCAGUCGUCAGCAACAUCUUCAGACAUUGUGAAACCGCCUCCGUCGCCCCGGUUGUCUUCUGUGAGCCAGCAGCCGCGUCCCGCCCCGCCAUCGAUCAAGGAUUUUGAGAUCAUCAAGCCGAUCAGUAAGGGGGCCUUUGGAAGCGUGUAUCUGUCCAAGAAGAAAUCGACCGGGGAGUAUUACGCUAUCAAAGUUUUGAAGAAAGCGGACAUGAUCGCCAAGAACCAGGUGACGAAUGUGAAGGCCGAGAGAGCAAUUAUGAUGUGGCAAGGUGAAAGCGAUUUUGUCGCGAAGCUCUAUUGGACUUUUGCGAGCAAGGAUUACCUCUAUCUAGUCAUGGAGUACCUGAAUGGCGGUGACUGUGCAUCGCUCGUAAAGAUCCUGGGUGGUCUUCCUGAGGAUUGGGCCAAAAAAUACAUUGCGGAAGUGGUUCUUGGCGUGGAGCAUCUACACAACCGUGGCAUCGUCCAUCGUGACCUCAAACCGGAUAACCUGCUUAUUGAUCAGAAGGGUCAUCUGAAAUUGACCGACUUUGGUCUUUCUCGCAUGGGUUUGGUUGGCCGACAGAAGCGUGUCUUGAAAAGCCCUAAUGAGCCUGCGCCUGACCUGCUCAAACACGGCCCGUUCCCUCGUGCCAUCUCUAUCGCCUCUUCCCGCUCUGCCUCCUUUGACUAUCAAGCCAUGUCCUCGCCUGGUUCGACCCCAUUGAUCACCCCGGAUAUGGCCGCGAACGUUCAGCCGUCGUACUUUAGUCUCAAUCAAACUGGUCCCAGCAGACAAAGCUCUCGCCGAGCGUCGGGUUAUCGCAGCGAUAGUGCUGGUAGCGACAGCUUGAAUGGUAUGUUCCGGAGCUUUUCACUCAACGAUAAUGGCCACGAGCACCAUGGGGUAUCAUCUAGCGUUCUCUCUGCACCCAGUCUUGCCGAAGAGGAGGAGUCGCAGAGCGAGGCUGGUGAUUCGCCUCGGUUGUAUCCCCUGCAGUCAACCUUCAGCAACCCGAUGGCGCACAGUACGCCGCCGCCGCAGAGCAUGCUUCCACCUGUAAUGGCUUUGUUCGAUCCCGAGGACCACGACCGCCGUUUCGUGGGAACACCCGACUAUCUGGCCCCGGAGACAAUCAAUGGCGUGGGUCAAGAUGAGAUCAGUGAUUGGUGGUCUCUGGGCUGUAUCAUGUUUGAAUUCAUCUUUGGCUAUCCUCCCUUCAACGCGCCCACUCCAGAUGAGGUCUUUGAGAAUAUCCUACAAAGGAAAAUCAACUGGCCUGAAGACCCAGAAGAGUACACCACCCCGGAGGCGAUGGACCUGAUAAACAAGCUUAUGACGUUGAAUCCGCGCGAACGUAUCGGUGCCAACGUCGACGAAAAAUACCCCAAUGGUGGAGCAGAGAUUCGAAGCCACCCCUGGUUUGCAGACGUCCAUUGGGACACCCUCUUGGAAGACAAGGCUCAGUUUGUCCCCAACAUUGAGAACCCGGAGGACACAGAGUACUUUGAUGCUCGGGGUGCAACAUUGCAGACCUUUGCGGAGGAGCUUGAAGAUCAGCAAUCGCCCCAGGGUCACCCAUCGUCAGGCUCAUACCCGGAUCGGCCUCAUGACGCACUUUACAAAGUACGCUCUCAGGUCAAUUCGAUGAAGCGGCCAUUGAUGCCCUUGCACAUUCCACCUCAUGUUCGUGAUGCUCGGGACUCGCGAAGCCGAAGACUGAGUGAGCCCUCCUUGGUCGAUGACUUUGGAAAUUUCAACUUUAAGAAUCUUCCGAUGCUCGAGAAAGCCAACAAGGAUGUGAUUCAGAAGAUGCGACAAGAGGCAAUGCAAGCUCAACACCGUCAAUCAACCUCUUCGUCGACCGUUCAAACGCCCUUGACAGGGCCCUCCCCAAGUCUUGAAGGCAGCCCGGUCCCAAUGCCUCUGCAGCGGACCCUGUCUCACACAAAGGGCAAUAAUCGCCCUUCCUCUCCGUCGGGCCUCAGUCAAGCCAAUUCGUCGCCAAGUCGGCCAUCACAACCUUCUUCGCCGCUACUGGUUCAAUUCAGCACCGGUGCCAAUCACGAAAGGCGUAAGACGUCCGGAUCUUCCUCGACUACCUCUCAUCAGUCAAGCGGGACCUUUCAGCCCUCAUCCAUCGAUCAGAGCCGAAUGCCCAAUCUUCGCCUUGGUUCGGUUGCAUCAUCGCCCGUGAAACCCAAUCGAUUACCUGCACACUCCCCCGACAAACACCCUUCUACUCAACGCCAUGGAAGUGCUCCUGCGAGUCGUGCCAGGUCUCAGACAAUCGGAUCGCAGGAUGGUGGUGACUUCCCGGGGAUGAACAAGGAACCAUUCGUGCCAACUCACCACAAGCGCCGUAGUCAGCUGUUCGAUAUUUCCCCUUCAUCUUCCGACAACGAGGAUCCUCGCACCAAAGCCCUGCUCAAGGUUCAGCGUCGCCGUCAAAGCUCUCGCCGUCUCUCGCAGUUUAAUCUCCAAGAUGGUCCGUUCUUUCGCCCAUUGGACAUCCUGAUCUGUGAGGAUCAUCCUGUCUCGCGGCUCGUAAUGGAGCGUCUAUUUGAGAAGCUUCGGUGCCGCACGAUCACGGUCACGAAUGGUGCCGAAGCCAUGAGAUAUGCGCUAAGCGAGGUUCAAUUCGACAUUAUCAUGACCGAGUACAAGUUACCGCAGGUCAACGGCGCAGACUUUGCGCGAAUGGUGCGAGAAACGCGAAGCGCCAACAGACACACUCCGAUUAUCGCAGUCACGGGCUACUUGAAAGAUCUCCCGGAGACGCACUACUUUGAUGCCUUGAUCGAAAAGCCACCCACACUGUCCAAGUUUACGGAAGCGCUUUGCAAGUGGUGCAUGUGGAAACCUCCCCCAAGGGACUACAACCCGUCCUCCCAGUCACUGGCGGUGGCAAUGCCGAACAGUCGCGGUAACCCUCUGUCCAAUGACGACAGCCCAAGCUCCGCGUCGUCUGGGUUUGUGCCCAACCCUCCCAGCUCAUAUAGGGGGUCAAGUCGGGAUGACUCGGUUGGCAGCAGUGUCUUUGGGGAGAUGGAGUCUGUGAAACAGGAGGAGGUGCCUGUGAUUAUUAGUCGGGCGAAUGAUGAGUGGGAUCCCAGCCAAGGUGGACUCGGUAUCUCGGAGCACUCUCAGCUUGGCAGUCCCGACCCUGAAGCCGUCCCAGUCCCGCAUCUUUUACACACCGUUUCCGCACCCGCCGCCAUGGAUGGGACUGGUGUGUUAACACCGCGGAAACAGCGCUCGAGCGAAGCCAUCCGUGCAAAACGAGAGUCGCUGGAGAAGAGACGAUACGAGUGCGCCGAAUCGGGUGAUGAUGAGGAUGAAGAGUUGGGACAAUCCCGUCGCAGCCCACCGACCCGCAGUCGUCGGCCUGGCUCCAAGCUUGGAAUCGAAAUGAUGCGUACCAACAGUCGUGGCAGUGUGGUCAGUGGCAGCGAGGAGCUACUCAAGAAGGAGCGCGAGGCUUUGCGCAAGGCGGGCGAGUCCGAUUCGGAUGAAGGCUUGCUGGGUUCACCAGCAAGUACUAGCAUCGAAGAGUGCAUUGAAGGCAUGAGCAUCCCUGAGGAACCCGAGGACGAAGAACCUCUCAGCCCUCGUGAUUCACCACCGAACAUCUCAUCACCGUCUCUGCGGCGACCUUCCAUCACGCAUCAAACCACGUCGAUCUACUCGGGGCCCACCCGGAUCCCCAACAAUGCUCACGGUGUCAUUGGGGGGCUUUCCGGAGCCCCAAUUACCCCGGAGGUCAAGUCUACGGGCAGUACGCUGCAUGCUGAGGGCGGUUCUGGAGGCGAGUCCGAUGCCAGUCGGACACCGGACGCAGAGGCGACCCCUCGCCCUGCGCUUCCAUCUCCCGGCCUAGAUACAGAACAGACUCCUCGGGCACCGGGGCGCUACCGAUCCCACAAGUCCACAUUCAACCGAUAA